This is a messenger RNA of Jatropha curcas, 2109 nucleotides long. RefSeq names its product actin-related protein 9 (gene ARP9). NCBI's taxonomy places the organism in Eukaryota, Viridiplantae, Streptophyta, Magnoliopsida, Malpighiales, Euphorbiaceae. The record is from RefSeq and is a predicted model, not a curated record.
UAGGCAGCAAACCUUGUUCUUAGCGGUAUCUAUAAGCUCCAAAGGACGUCCAAAUCAACCAAACCAUUGUUGCAAUAAAACUACAUGGAAAUCGCGAAACUGGGAAAAAGGAAGGGAAAGAAAAUUUGAAGAAAACAAAAGCUAAAGGAAAUAACGAUUCACUUACCAUUGCAACUACCACAGGCAGCUCGUCUUGAUUGUCAUGGAUUACUUGAAGACAGUGGUUCCUUCCCAACUCGUCAACGAGCGAGGCUCCAAUCUGGUUGUAAUCAACCCAGGGUCUGCGAACGUUAGAAUAGGCCUUGCGCCUCAGGAAACUCCCUUUAAUAUCCCUCACUGCAUUGCUCGCUAUACCAACCAAACGCCUAAAUUAAAUGUUCGAGAUCAGACGCUGAAUUCUCAGGUUACAACUUCACAGCACAUGGAUCGCGAGAAGGCAUAUGAUGUUAUUGCUUCGUUAUUGAAGAUACCGUUUCUGGAUGAAGAGGUUGCUAACAAUUCUUUCCCACGCAAGAUAGGACGUGUUGAUGGAUAUAAUCCACAAAGUGGCAGGAAGGAUAUGGCUUUUACAUGGGCUAGUGUAUAUGAGCAAGAAACUAAUUCUUCUUUGGCGCCAGAAAGACCAACAAAUGAAGGUCAGAUUGGUGGGUCCUUGGAGAAGCAUGAAAGUAAGGAGCCCUCUACAAGUGAGCGCAAGUAUAGAGGAUUCAUUUGUGGCGAGGAAGCCCUAAGAAUAUCCCCUACAGAGCCAUAUUGUUUACAUCGCCCUAUUCGCAGAGGUCACUUCAACAUUUCACAACAUUAUCCAAUGCAGCAGGUGCUUGAGGACCUGCAUGCUAUUUGGGAUUGGAUUUUGAUGGAGAAACUACAUAUUCCUCAGUCUGAAAGAAACAUGUAUGCUGCCAUCCUUGUUUUGCCAGAAACAUUUGACAAUCGCGAAAUAAAAGAAAUGCUAUCUGUGGUACUACGAGAUUUGUGCUUUAGUUCAGCAGUAGUGCACCAGGAAGGUCUUGCAGCAGUUUUUGGGAAUGGCUUAUCAACAGCAUGUGUUGUAAAUAUUGGUGCCCAGGUGACAUCUGUAAUUUGUGUUGAGGAUGGUGUAGCGCUACCUAAUACAGAAAAGACUUUGCCCUUUGGCGGGGAGGAUAUAUCAAGAUGCCUACUAUGGACACAGAGGCAUCAUCAGACAUGGCCCCAAAUUCGAACAGACAUUUUGACAAAGCCCAUAGAUCUGCUUAUGCUCAAUAGACUGAGGGAAUCCUAUUGUGAGAUCAAGGAGGGAGAGGUUGAUGCUGUAGCUGUAGUUCACUCUUAUGAGGAAGACAUGCCUGCUGGAUCUCAUAAGACGAGGCUAAUUGCUCUAAACGUACCUCCUAUGGGUCUGUUCUUCCCAAAGCUUUUAGUUCCAGAUGUAUAUCCUCCACCACCCCGUUCGUGGUUCCAUGACUAUGAGGAUGUGCUGGAAGAUACAUGGCAUAUGGAAUACCCGAGAAGACCUGAUAUGGCAGAUGGUUUAUUUCCAGGGAUUAGUGUUGGAUUACCUAUGUGGGAUAAUUAUCCAGUUUUCCCUUCCAAGCCUAAGAAAGAAGAGAAGGUUGGUCUUGCAGAGGCUAUCACCAGUAGCAUUCUUUCAACAGGUCGUAUAGAUCUCAAGAGAAAAUUAUUUUGUAGCAUACAAGUGAUUGGUGGAGUGGCUUUGACACAUGGUCUUAGUCCUGCAGUGGAGGAAAGAGUUCUACAUACAAUUCCCUCGAAUGAAGCAAUUGAUACUGUUGAGGUCCUGCAGUCAAGAACUAAUCCUAUCUCCGUGCCCUGGAAAGGUGGAGCUAUCCUUGGAGUUCUUGAUUUUGGUCGGGAUGCUUGGAUACACAGGGAGGACUGGAUUCGCAAUGGCAUUCACAUUGGCAGCGGCCGAAAAUACAAGGACUCUUACUACCUUCAAGCACAAGCUAUGUGUUAUAUAAAUUCUUAAAUUCUUCCACUUCCUGAUUAUUUAUCCUGCCUGUGUACCAUAAAUGUAGAACUUGGAUCCAGUGUAAAUUACAUUUGGCCUUAUUAGUCUGGAGAUUUUAUGCAAAUGAAAUUACACAGAAUGUUUAUCACUAUUAA